This is a messenger RNA of Lynx canadensis (Canada lynx), 420 nucleotides long. It is a transcript of the gene ALKAL1, whose product is annotated as ALK and LTK ligand 1. The transcript has 6 exons. The record is from RefSeq and is a predicted model, not a curated record. Bases 1 to 420 code for a protein of 139 amino acids. Gene Ontology annotation, biological process: positive regulation of ERK1 and ERK2 cascade; positive regulation of ERK5 cascade. Gene Ontology annotation, molecular function: receptor signaling protein tyrosine kinase activator activity; receptor tyrosine kinase binding. NCBI's taxonomy places the organism in Eukaryota, Metazoa, Chordata, Mammalia, Carnivora, Felidae.
AUGCGGCCCGCCAAGCCUGGCGCCCUGCUGCCCCUGCUUCUCCUGCUCGCGCUGGCGUUGUCCCUGCCCGGGGCCCAGGCGAGGCCCCGGGGUCGCCGAGGAGCCCGUGCCACGGACCAGGAACCCCAGCCGUGGCCGUUUCUCCCCGCGGCCAGGGCCACCCGGAGCACAGCCAGGUCACGAUCUCGCGAAAUGUUCCUAAAAGAUUCGAACUUAAAAGACAAAUUAAUAAAGCAUUUCACAGGGCCAAUCACGUUUCCAGAUGAAUGUAGCGUACAUUUCCAUCGACUGUAUCACAAUACCAGGGAUUGUUCAACGCCAGCUUAUUACAAGAGAUGUGCUAGAUUGCUUACAAGGCUGGCAGUGAGUCCCCUGUGCUCACAGACAAGACCUGCCCUAGGAAUUAAGGAAAUGAGCUAG